Conger conger (European conger) is the source of this 2687-nucleotide messenger RNA. Its product is annotated as coiled-coil domain-containing protein 138-like. The transcript has 15 exons. The coding region runs from base 108 to 2084 and encodes 658 amino acids. Lineage: Eukaryota; Metazoa; Chordata; Actinopteri; Anguilliformes; Congridae. The record is from RefSeq and is a predicted model, not a curated record.
UCCGGGUCAUCUUGGCUGCACGAAAUUUCAAAUCGUUCCGUGAUUAUAAAGUUGGAAAUGUAUCUCUCUAGCAAGUUUUCUGGGAGCUAACUAACUGACGUUCCAAGAUGAGCAGUGAGUCGUCAGAGACCUCCAUCGACUUUACAGUGGAAUUGUUAAAGAAGAAAUACCUAAACCGGAGAAAUCUGGUGUCCAAAGAGAACGUAGAUCGAUCUGGAGAAAGUGAUCCACUUGACUACAUGAAAUGUUAUGAUGCCAGGAUUCCAAGGACAGUGGUGUCUCCACUGUAUGGCUCCAUUGACCAUCACAGGAGACACUACGACAAAGCCUUACAGGAGCUGUUUCAAGCAGUCACAAACCUUCCUGAGAGGCUGGACCGUGUGGGUGACUGGAAGCACGGCCUGUUUCUCAGUGAGGAUGAGGAUGGAUACAGCGCGGAGGGAGCUGGUUCCACGCCUGACACGCAGAACAACAUAAACACAGAGUCAGAUGUGACCCUGCCCUCCUGCCUCGCGAAGGGCUCGGGGUCUUGUGGCACGGACGGCACGGCCGGCACGGCCCCCGCUGAAAGGAAGCAGAGACGGCCCUCUCCGCAAAACAGCUCCCCGUCCGCUGCAAACAUCAGCCAGGUGUUCCAGGAGAUGGUGCACAUCUAUGAGAAACUGCAGGCCGAGCGGACGCACCAGCAGCAGUGGUCUGUGCAGCUGCAGGAGUGGGAGGAGCGACUGCGUGAGAGGGAGGCACUGCUGCUCCGCCCCCGCCAGGCUCUGCAGAAGAUCCGGGGAGCAGAGGAGGAGGCGCACGACCACGUGCGGGGGCUGCAGGAGCAGUAUCAGCAGGAGGUCCAUCAGCUGAGUGAGACUCUCAAAGAGAAGGCCAGAGAGAACCGGAGGAUCAAAGCUAGCUUUGACAGCAUCAAAGAAUUAAACGACACCAUGAGAAAUCAGCUAAAUGAUGUCACCGAGCAGAACAAGAAGCUGGAGAGCCAGUCCAGGAAGGUGCAGGCCCGUCUGGAGAACCUGCAGAGAAAGUAUGAGUACUCAAUGGCGCACAAAGGCCGAGAUAGCGUGAUGUCCAAAGCCCUGGAGACGAAACCCUCCAAACAGGACAAGGCCUCGCUGCCCGCUAAACCCAGCAAGGCCUCCUCGAGCCCCGGUGGGGUGAGGCUGCUGGUUCUGCUGCUGGACUGGGUCACAGACUGCCACCUGGGCUCAGGACAGGGGGACGGGCCGGGCCAGGGCGUGCUGCAGGCUGUGCCCCCGUACGCGGGCUCCGUGCAGGAGAGGUGCUCCAAGGUGCUGCCCAUGUUGACAGAACAACUGCAGCUCGUCCCCACAGUGGACAAGGGGCUGCUGAUCCCCCUGCUUAAAUUCAUCUACCUGUCUCUGAAGCAGCUGGACAACAGCCCCCAGCAGCUCACCCUCACCUCAACCAUGCGCAGGCUCGGGGAGGAGGUGUACCGUGGGUCGGGCCCCCAGGGGGCCGGUCUCGAUGCCCCUCCCUCCACCAGGAACAAGGGGUCGCCACUCUUCAAAAGCCCCUGUCUGCACACCCGCUUCCUGUCCACACUGAUCAUCCUCAGCACCAUCAGCCAGGCGGACGUCCUGGCGCAGGCUCUGGACGGUCUCCAUGACGACCUGCGGAGUGAGGAGGGCCGGGAGCUCUUCCUGCGGUACCGGGCGUUACCUGUGGUCCUGGCGCACCUGCGCGGGGGUGGCCGCAGCCUGCUGGGGCUCUCCAUCGACAUCCUGCUACAGAUGGCCACCGAAUCCCGGCUUUUAAACGCCUUCCUGGAGGCUUGCAGCACGGAGGACUUCUUCCGCUGCGUAGCGGCACUCCUACGGAACCCCCGUCUGGACAUCACGUUGGUGGAGAAGGCCAGCAUUCUCCUGCAGAAGCUCUCCAAAAUCAGGAAGAACAAGAGGCUGUUUGAGCUGAGCUCCAUCCACCUGACGGUCCAGGAGAUGCACAGGACUGUGGACCCCACCCACGCCUUCCUGGCCAUCAACCUCAACUCCAUCCUCUUCAACCUGGGCAUGAUGAAGAGGACGCCCGUCUGCCCCAGUCCGGCAGACAGCCCCUAGAGCCCGAGACCUGUUCAGCCUGUACUACUGCAGUCUCAUGUGGUCAAAUUAUUUUGUGUCUUGAUAUAUGUAUUUAUUUAUCACUAUUUAGUUUUGUAAUCUGUCAUGUUGUAUAGUAUUUAUGCAAACAUUUUGUAUUUUUUAAAAUGACGACACUAAAGAUUAUGCUGUGAGGGGAGGGAAUACAGAUGAUUAUUUUUUCUAAAAGUAAACUUUCAGUGUGCAGUUAAUGGGCACCGUGGUUCAGUGCAGAAUUCAUAGAUGUGACUGACUCUUUGACUCUUGAGUUUUUCCCACCAAACCUAAUUGGCUGAUUUCAAUCCAGGAAUGGAGAAAACAAAUUGUCAUGAAAGCAUAAAUAGAGUUUUUCAUGGUAGGUUAUUGUUCCUUAUAUUCAAAAGAUGAUGGGGGUUUUAGCAGCGAGACUAGAGACACAAAGUCCUUUUUAAUGCCUUUUGAAUUAAGUUCUUCUGAAUGCUUUUUUGAUGACCUCACCACAACCUAAUACCGGAUUCUGUCAUUUGUAAGAAUCUAAUAUGUCCCUCUGUGUUUAUGCAUUUCCAAAUGUUCUACUAAAUAAAAAAUGUGCAGUUUGCUCCAAAA